UAAAUGGUCAUGAAAUACUAGUCAAAAUAAAGGGAUAAAUAAUUAUAACUAAAAUAAGGAGUUGAAAAGAAAUAUUUCAAAAUGGUUUGGUGGAUGAAACAUAAUCCCAGUAAGCGUAUGGAAGGUGUGUUUUUUGGUCUGGAAACUGAGAACGAUACGGUUUACGAAACUAUUAAUGUUAUGUACGACUGCCAGAAUGAGUCAUAUGAUGGAUAUGACAUUCGCGCCCUUGUUAGUGCUGGAGUGAAUAUCAUCAAUGUCGACAUGACAAUACAUGAUAAUGGAUUUUUUCAGAAAAUCAAAAAUGACAUAGAUUUUUUUGAAAAAAUACCUGAUAACGUUUCAUCAGUAUAUAUUCCUAUCGCAUUAUCUGUUACUAUGUCUGCUAACAAUCCUUUUGACUUUGACGAAAGAGUUGACAUAAUAAUUUUAAAGGAUGUAACGUCGACGGACCAACUGCGCGAAUUCAAGAAACAAAAUAAGAAAUUAUCAUCUAUGACCAUUUUACUUUGGCCUCCGUAUCUUGGAAUUGUGGACCUAAAUGAAUUAAUUAAGAUUUCGAGCGGUCUCAUUUUGGAUCCGAGUAUGGGUGACGUGUUUGAUGUGUAUUACAAUGUUUUGAAACUAUGUAAAGAUGCUCGCAAACCCGUAUUCUAUAUGGACCCGUUCAUAGUAGAAGAUUAUUACGAAGGUCCAUCUAAUGAUAGAGAAUUACUGAUACAAGUGCGUAAAUUGAUCGUAAAUAGAUUUGAUGGUGUUAUUCUGAAGAACCGUGGAAAUCGACCGCCAAUAGAAUUCAUACAAUCAUUUAUAAGAGCCACUGAGGUGUUAGAAAAGAACUCCAAUUUAAUGGCAGAUUAUUUCAAUAAAAGUUUUCCGUUAUUACUUCCAGUUCUACAACCGUACUCAGUAGCACUGUCUGCUUCUAUCGCGGCCUUAACAUGUGGAGCGAGGGCCAUUUUUGUAUUCACUUCUACGGGCUCUUCAGCAAAGGACCUAUCCUGUUCGUCUCCACCGUGCCGGGUAAUCGCAAUCACGAGAAAUGAGAAAACCGCGCGAAAAAUGCAUCUGUAUAGAAAAAUUAUGCCGUUGUUAUAUCAAGAGAAACGGUUAGGUUCCUGGCAAGAAGAGAGGUUGGCCCGAACUGUUUUUGGCGUAAAAUUUUGCAUCAAAUGUGGCCUACUCGACUACAAAGCCAAAUUAGUGGUGUUAGCUCCCACCGACCAAGGAGCUGCGUACUGCAACAGUUUCCAAAUACUGAAUGUUUCAUACAUUAUGAAUUCUUACUUGUGUGGAGGAGAAAUGUAGCUUUGCUUGGAUUUUUGUUUUGAGAAAUAGAUUUUUUGUUUUGAAGAUUGUUGCAAGAACACUGAUGAAUAUACCUUUGUUAAGAAAUCAAAAAGAGUUGAUGUAGAUAUUAUUACUUUGAAGUAAGCGCUUCUUAGAAAUAAUUGGUCGUAGUAGGUACCUUUUUCUCAUAGGAUAGGACAAAGAUGGAAAAAACUGUAAAUAUUAUGCUUGUUAAUUUGCGGUCUGGUUAAUUUUGUAACAUGGAGGUAACAAAUAAACUU
Molecule: messenger RNA, 1571 nt
Organism: Spodoptera frugiperda (fall armyworm)
Lineage: Eukaryota; Metazoa; Arthropoda; Insecta; Lepidoptera; Noctuidae
Product: pyruvate kinase-like
Exons: 8
Coding region: 82-1308 (408 amino acids)
Biological process (GO): glycolytic process
Cellular component (GO): cytoplasm
Molecular function (GO): potassium ion binding; magnesium ion binding; pyruvate kinase activity
Source: RefSeq, a predicted model, not a curated record